CCUGGCAGAAGUUGCAAUGUAUUGAUAAGUUCCUAUCUAUCUGCUAUGGUGCCAGUGUGGUUCUAAGUGCUCUGUAUAAAGAACCGAGAGACUUGUGGUGCACACUAUGGCAGGCAGCGGAUACGAAGAAUGUCCACCGUACGACGCGACGUGGCAUAUCAUACCACCGGACUAUGUACAACUCGAGGAUGAGUAUCGCUACGCAUUGCUGGAUUCCAUGAAAAUGACCGGAAAUACUAUAGGCAACCAGAGGCAGCCCGCUGGUUUUGCGAUAAGCGAUAUUUUAGAGUUAGAUAGAAACAACAGUCAAGAAAUUGACCCAAUAUCAUCGGAAACUUCAAUUUACUCAACUCAAGAUCUUUCAUACAUCCCAAGACAUUGGCCCCAACUCCCAGAGCAUCAUGUUCUCCACCCUCAGGCGCAGAUCAGCAUUCAACCUCAUCCUGCGCAGCUAAGUCCAGACAGCACCAGCCCGGCCAUAUCAGAGCGCUCCAGCGUUGAACCCAACGGUUUACACGACAGCAGUUUACCGCCGAAUCAAAACACCUCAGCGUCGGUUUCGAACGGCCUCAGCGAAAACGAGAACGAUGAUGAUCACGAAGAUAUUAAGGAGCACGACCAACAGCCGGGCGGUCACAAGAAGCGCAAGAGGAGGGUUCUCUUCUCCAAAGCGCAGACUUACGAGUUGGAAAGGCGGUUUAGGCAGCAGCGGUACUUGUCCGCGCCCGAAAGAGAGCAUCUGGCCUCCAUCAUAAGGCUGACCCCCACCCAAGUCAAAAUUUGGUUCCAGAAUCAUAGAUACAAGACAAAGAGGGCGCAGCACGAGAAAGGCAUGCACGACCAGCAAAACAACCCCCUGCCAUCCCCAAGAAGAGUGGCCGUCCCCGUUUUAGUUAGGGACGGUAAGCCUUGCCUUAACGGUGGCCCCAAACCUGAUGGUUUGCAGGUGCCGGGACCCAUGAUGAUGGGAUCCCAUCCGGCCCCCCACCUCUUGUACGGGCAACCGAGGGUCUGGUGGUGAAUAUAAAAAAAAUCCAUCUAAGUUGUAUAUUUGUUACUGUUAUUGCGAAAUAAAUUAUUUACGUGUUAUCAGAAUAGAAAUGUGUUUCUACGCAAAUCUAAAUCAAUACGAACUUUUGGACUGAGAUAAUAUUGAUAAAGAUAAUUUUCCGUAAUUUCUGGUUAUAAAGGAGGGUUUGGCUGUAUAUGGAAGGCAAUUAGUAUGCACCUAUGACGUAUCACGUGUCAGAUCCUGAUUUGCAAUAAUUCGGAAUUUUUGGAGGUGGCGUAGAUGUGAAUGACAUCUAGAAACCUUUUUCGAUAUUGUUUUCAUUAAAUAAAAGACAAAAGACCUUCCCCCAGUGACAAAUAACAAAGGAAAUAUAUAUGACACCACGCACUGUGACAUAGUAUAAUGUCAAUUUAUUAAAUCUAGUCAAUUAUUUUUUGUUAAUUUUCUUCCUGUGCCAUUUGAGCAGCAUAUAGCAGAGUAAAACAUAAAAACGAUGGUUUGUCAUACGUGAAUGUUUUUCGAAAUAUUUUGUAAAUAGAUAGAAGUGUAUAUGUGUAAAUAGUUAAGUAGAUUGUGUAUAGAAGAAUAGAUAGGGUAAACAAACUUAUAUCGACUGUGUUAUCGCACUGUUUGUUUUCCUCCUGGUGUACAAAAAAUAAUUUAUUGAAUACAAAUAAAAGACAUUCCAUUACUAAA
Messenger RNA from Anoplophora glabripennis (Asian longhorned beetle), 1708 nucleotides. Its product is annotated as homeobox protein Nkx-2.2a-like. Gene Ontology annotation, cellular component: nucleus. NCBI's taxonomy places the organism in Eukaryota, Metazoa, Arthropoda, Insecta, Coleoptera, Cerambycidae. The coding region runs from base 107 to 1021 and encodes 304 amino acids. Gene Ontology annotation, molecular function: DNA-binding transcription factor activity, RNA polymerase II-specific; RNA polymerase II cis-regulatory region sequence-specific DNA binding. Gene Ontology annotation, biological process: regulation of transcription by RNA polymerase II; cell differentiation. The transcript is spliced from 4 exons. The record is from RefSeq and is a predicted model, not a curated record.